Molecule: messenger RNA, 948 nt
Organism: Pseudophryne corroboree (corroboree frog)
Lineage: Eukaryota; Metazoa; Chordata; Amphibia; Anura; Myobatrachidae
Product: olfactory receptor 6N2-like
Exons: 1
Coding region: 1-948 (315 amino acids)
Biological process (GO): G protein-coupled receptor signaling pathway
Cellular component (GO): membrane
Molecular function (GO): G protein-coupled receptor activity; olfactory receptor activity
Source: RefSeq, a predicted model, not a curated record
AUGGAUUUUAAUAAAACUUUUACUGACUUUACAAUUUUAGGAUUUUCCAACAUUGGUCAAUUUCGGUUUUUAUUCUUUACACUGCUAUUAGUGACUUAUAUUCUGAUAGUUACAGGCAAUAUAACAAUUUCAGUAUUAAUUCUUGUUGAUGCACACCUCCACACUCCGAUGUACUUGUUUAUCUCUAUGUUGUCCUUCCUUGAGAUUUGGUACACAGCAGUUACCAUUCCCUGUAUGCUAGCAGCUAUUUGGAAAGGCAAGUUGAAGAUUGCAUUUGGUAACUGUAUGGUACAAAUGUAUCUUUUCCAUUCAUUAGGAAUUACUGAGAACUACUUGUUAAAUGUCAUGGCCUAUGACCGCAUGGUAGCAAUCUGCAACCCACUGAGAUACCACACUAUAAUGACCUCUAAGCACUGCAAGCUUUUAGUCUCAGGUUGUUGGCUAUUUGGAUUUAUGAGCCCUCUUACACUUCUUAUUUCAGUCAUGCAGUUACCUUUCUGUGGUCCUAAUAAAAUUAAUCACCUCUUCUGUGAUUCCUCUCCUCUUCUGUAUUUGGCCUGUACAGAUACCUCUUCCAACAUCAUUAUUGACUUCACUAUUAGCCUGUGCAUGAUUCUCUUGACCUUUCUUUACAUUAUUGUGACAUACGUGAAGAUUAUAUUAAGUAUUCUCAAAAUGAACUCUACUGAAGGACGGAAAAAGGCAUUUUCCACAUGUGCUUCUCAUCUUAUAGUGGUACUCAUCUUCUAUGGAAGCAUAGCAUUCAUGUAUAUCAGGCCUCAUAUAAAUUAUACUCCAGAAUAUGAUAAAGUAGUGGCACUCAAUUAUUCUGUAUUAACUCCACUCUUUAACCCUAUCAUCUACAGUCUUCGAAACAAAGAGAUUAAGAAAGCGCUGAGAAAAAUUCUGCAGACAAAAGAAAGUUCGAAUAAAUCAUUUAUUCAAUAA